Malania oleifera is the source of this 738-nucleotide messenger RNA. Its product is annotated as NDR1/HIN1-like protein 1. The record is from RefSeq and is a predicted model, not a curated record. Lineage: Eukaryota; Viridiplantae; Streptophyta; Magnoliopsida; Santalales; Ximeniaceae. The coding region runs from base 1 to 738 and encodes 245 amino acids. Gene Ontology annotation, biological process: defense response to other organism. The transcript is spliced from 2 exons.
AUGGCCAUGACCAUGCCCAGAAAGAUAGAUAUCCACCUGAACCCCGGCCCGCCCGGCGGCUUCCACAGUCCCAUCAUUCACGGACAGCAAUUCCAACACCUGCCGCGGGCGAGAAACUACGACCCAUACAAUCUCGAAUGCUAUCACCAGCGUCAAUCCUACCGCCGCCUUACCGCGGCCGUCCUCGCCUUCGUCUUCCUCGUCCUCUUCAUCAUCUUCCUUGUAUGGAUCAUCCUGCGUGCCGCCAAGCCUGCCUUCGUUCUCCAAGAUGUCACUGUUUUCGCCUUCAAUGUGUCGGGUCCCGCCGCCCUCACAUCCAUCAUGCAGGCCACGGUGUUGUCCCGGAACCCGAACGCCCGGGUGGGAGUCUACUACGACAAGCUCGUCCUAUACGUGUCUUACCGGAAUCAGCAGGUCACGCUGUCAGCGGGGCUGCCGGCGACCUACCAGGGCCACAAGGACGUGGUGAUCUGGUCGCCUGUCGUCUCCGGCGCCAACCUGCCAGUGGCGCCGCAGGUGGCGCAGUCGCUGGUGCAGGAUCAGAUGACGGGGACGGUGCUUGUGAAUAUAAAGGUGGGGGGACGGGUGAGGUGGAAGGUGGGGACUUGGGUGUCCCUCAGGUACCGGUUGAGGGUGAGCUGUCCGGCGUUCAUCUCGUGGGGGAGCAAGAGUACUGGGAUUGUGAUGGGGGAUGCCAUUAAGUACCAGAUGGCUUCAAGGUGCUCCGUCGACGUUUGA